AUGACCUUUUCAUCUGGUUUUGGUUUGGGUUGGGUCAGGGACGACCCAAGUGUUUCAUUGGGCCAGAUUCAACCACUGGCCCGUUUACUUUUCAACCCAAACCAACAAGUUCUUGCCUCUGUAAAUUCUGCAUUUCCGACUGUCCGACCAAAAUCAAUGGCCGGAAAUGCAUCGUCUUCUCUCACCCUUGUCUUCCUCAUCAUCCUGAUCGCCGCUCCGACAGCCUCCGGCUUGUUCUUUCCAACGCCUUUCCUAGUGUCCCUGGGCCACUCACUCAUGACUCGCGUGGCCAACCUUCGGGCCUCCAGAGGGGACCAUUCCGGCGCCGAGCGAGCCAGGGCAGUGGCGGCGACGCUGGAGCAAUUAGAGUUAGCGUUGCGGGGGAUGAAGUGGUCUACGGGGUGGGACUACUUCAGAAACUACCCUUGGGGGGAGAUGAAGGGCGCCGUUCCGGAAAUGAAGGAGUUGCUGAGGUGGAUGACAGAGUUGAGUCGGAUGGAGUCGGGUGCGGAGAGGGCGGCGUGGGUGGUGCGAAAUUACCAGAGCGUCCUGACGGUAUCCAAUUCGAUGCUAGGGAAGCUCCUCCAGGAGUUUCGUCAAUCGGGGGCGUUGAGGGAAGUGGUGGAGACGUUGAAAAAAGAGGUGGCGGAUGGCAAAUUGCUGAGAGAUUGUCUUGAAUUGGUAAGCAAUGACUGGAAAGGCUUGAUCCAAGUGCUUAACGAUCUCCUUUCACAGUCAUCUUCUGAUUCUACUUCAGCUUCCGACCACACCGCCGAACUUUAA
This is a messenger RNA of Vitis riparia (riverbank grape), 783 nucleotides long. RefSeq lists its product as uncharacterized. Lineage: Eukaryota; Viridiplantae; Streptophyta; Magnoliopsida; Vitales; Vitaceae. The coding region runs from base 1 to 783 and encodes 260 amino acids. The transcript is spliced from 2 exons. The record is from RefSeq and is a predicted model, not a curated record.